Messenger RNA from Trichoplusia ni (cabbage looper), 3085 nucleotides. RefSeq names its product dynein assembly factor 5, axonemal (gene Dnaaf5). Gene Ontology annotation, molecular function: dynein intermediate chain binding. Gene Ontology annotation, biological process: outer dynein arm assembly; inner dynein arm assembly; cilium movement. Lineage: Eukaryota; Metazoa; Arthropoda; Insecta; Lepidoptera; Noctuidae. The record is from RefSeq and is a predicted model, not a curated record. The coding region runs from base 268 to 2853 and encodes 861 amino acids. Gene Ontology annotation, cellular component: cytoplasm. The transcript has 12 exons.
UAGUCCGAUUUUUCGAUGAAAUUCACUAAAAUAUUGUAGUUUAUAUACGGGUCCAUGUACUUUGGUGUUUGUCAGAUAAUGACAUGUUGAAAAACCUCUGACAGCUAUUUCCAUAUUUUUCUUGACAAGUACUGCCGCUGUCAGUCUUUGUAGCUGUCGUCAUGGAAACAGAUUUUGUUUAUCAAUAUCCGUAUUCAAAAACCUCAAUUUUUGUUUUGUCGAUAUUUCCGACUUACGGCUUAGUCAGGGGUCUAGGAUAUAAUAAAAAUGUGUGAAACGAAAGCUAAAUUACUGGAAAAUCCUCGCGCUGCUUUAGAAGUUUAUAUAACUGGCUUACAAAGUGAGGCUAAAGCAGACCGAAAACAAGCGUUGGUGAAACUCAAUGAGGAAAUCUUUGAAAACCCAGCCAACAGUGACUGCGACCUAACUCUUAUCUUCCCUGAAGUCUACGCUUACGUCUUGAAAAGUUUCUCCGACCCUGCCGAGGGAUGUCGUGAGACCUCGGCUCUGAUUAUAUCGAAUUUCAUCGAAAAACUACCACUCAACGAUUAUUACUUGACGUACAUUCUACCGGUAAUCGUUCGCCGUAUAGGAUGUCCCGAAAUCGUUGAGGAAUCUGAAGAAAUACGCUUAGUGUUAAUUGAAUUGGUACACAAGAUAUUAGAAAAAUACAAAGUAACUUUCCUGCUGAGUCCUUUUAUCAAUGACUUCACGAAUAUACUUACUAAGACGGUUACUGAUCCGUUUCCAAAGGUGAAGCUUGAGGCCUGUGAAUGUAUUAUAAUGUUGACUAAGGUUCUUCAAAGAGACUUCCAUUUUCAAUGUGAGAGCUAUGUGAAGCCAGUGCUUUCCAAUUUUGCUCACCAACAUUUUAGAGUACGAGUGGCUGCUAUCAAAGCAAUAGGAGCAAUAGUCCUAGCUGGCAAUGGAAAGUGUUUUGAACUGUCCAUCAGUCCGAUGGCUGAGAAACUAUUUGAUGAAAACACUCAAGUGCGAAUGCAGGUCACACAGGAAGUUGGAAACUGGAUGAUGACUUAUAGAGAUAGAUAUUCCUUCUGGCAUCGCAUGUUGCCUGUAUUGCUUACUAGUCUUAGCGAUGCCAUGGAGGAAAUAAGGACUACCGCGACAACUCUAUGGGCGGAUAUUGGUCUCCAAUACAUGGAGGAAAAUGAGGAGGACCUGAAGAAGAAGGCAGAUUUCUUGAAAGACGUUCCCACUCAUUACCCUGAUGUGAAACGCCCUAACAUGGGAUGCAGAGUUCUGGCUCAGUCUAAUAUUGGGAAGAUAGUGCCAGCCAUUUGUCGAGAGAUGGACAGUUGGCAAGCAGAUGCUCGCCUCCGUAUUUCCCAGCUGUUGUGCUGGUUGAUCUUAUGUUCUGAAGAGGGAGCCACUCAACACGCUAACACUAUCAUAAAAGCCAUGCUUCGUGGGGCCACUGAUGAAGACCCCAGAAUCAUAUUAGAGAUAAAACGUGCUGCUGAGUUGUUUGGCUACUUUAUUUUGCCCAGCACUUGGUGGCCGCUUUUGGAGUCUGAAGUGGACUCGUGGGCCGCACUGCUCGUGAUCGCCAACAUCAUUAAAGGUUCCCGCCCUGAAUUGCUGCAGGAGAAAGUUCUUGAAGAGUUAUGUAGGGAAGCUGCUGACCCUGAUAGAUGCAGGACUAGGAAGCCGAAGUACCAAACAAAUCUUUUGCAUAUGUGUGAGGCCCUAUUGGAUGUAUGCGGCGAGGCGUGCACCAAUGUAGCAGACGACUUGUUCACUAUCAACUUUACAGUGUAUGCCAUGCCGGUAGAUAACCAGAUACAGUUUAUGGCUAUAUCAAAUCUGGACAAAUUGCGAUACGUGGAGAAAUGUGGCAAGACUCUGACUACUCUGUAUGAGAAGCACAUUGGUAAAGUCCUAGCGGGAAUAACGAGCGAUGCCCUCACUUGGACGAUGCUGACUCCAGAUCGGUGUCUGCUUGAAUGUGCACUGAUGAAUUCUGGAUCAGCAAUGGGCGCCCAGCUCCACCUCAUUGCACCACUCCUGAAGGAAUGCUUGGCAACCCCCAAGGUGGACCCAGAAGUGAAGCUGAAGAUCUUCACGACUCUCUCCACGGUGCUGUUGCGUAGAGAUGUCAACUUUAAAACUUGCGAUAACGAUAAAUUGGAAGCCUUCCUUAAGAUCGUUCUUGAAGAGGUGAUAAUGCCGAACCUGGUGUGGACUGCCGGUCGUACAGCGGAGGCCAUCCGCUCUGCCGCCGCGGCCUGCCUGUGCUCGGCCCUGCAGGACCACCCCGCCGAGCCCGCCGGCCCGCUGCCCGACUGCGGGGGGGACGGCGACACCGGGGAUAAGAAAGUGAAUUUAUUCCCAACUAAAGAGUCUUUGGAGCCAUUCUUGGAGAAAAUGGUGCCACUGCUAGUUGGCCUAGCCGAUGACAACUCCCCGCUGUCGCGCGAGCACACGAUGCGCGCGGUGUGUUGCCUGGCCGUGUUGGCUCGCCAGCGCGGCUGCUUCACCGGCGAGAUACUGCAUAAGCUGUACUUUGUGAUUCUGAAGCGUCUUGACGACAGUAGCGACAAAGUGCGUUCCUUCGCCGUGCACACUUUAGUAACGUUGUUCUGCAACCGGCCCGAGGAGUAUGACACCGUGUUGUAUGGAGCCCAUGUCGACGCGCUCUACAAUGCUAUGCUAGUACAUCUUGAUGAUGCAGAUGAAGCCUUCAGAAAAGAAAUGCUUGAGGCUCUUGUCAAGUUGAGUGACGUUGACCCACCACUUUUAAUGAAGAAAGUUAAGGCCAACAUCAAUCUCUACAGAAACAAGGCGGCCUACGAGCGAUUGUCUAGUCAUAUAGAAAAAAUAUUGAAAGGCUAGUAAUGCUGACCAAAUAGUUUUAGUUAAAAUUAUGAUACGAUUUUUGCACACGAGGAUUUCUGGAACCAAUUUUAGUAGGUAUUAUUAAUAAUGUCAAAUAAACGUCCAUUUUAACGUUAAACGUAAAGUUGUAUUCAAUUUUUGAGUUAUAAUGGACUUGAUGAUAUAGUAAGGAAUGCUGCGUGUUUUUAGUUUAAUUUAUGAAAAAUAGAAUAAACGAUAUUUAUUUAGU